Aedes albopictus (Asian tiger mosquito) is the source of this 1205-nucleotide messenger RNA. RefSeq lists its product as uncharacterized. Gene Ontology annotation, molecular function: nucleic acid binding; zinc ion binding. The coding region runs from base 14 to 940 and encodes 308 amino acids. The transcript is spliced from 2 exons. Lineage: Eukaryota; Metazoa; Arthropoda; Insecta; Diptera; Culicidae. The record is from RefSeq and is a predicted model, not a curated record.
AAAGCCAUUGGGGAUGGAUAGCACACCAGCAUUCACCCCAAAGAGAACCAGAUCAUCACCUGGAGAUGAAAGGCUCGCAGCACCCAAAAAACAAAAGAAUGCGGAUGCAAGACCGACGAACGAAGUGAUUAGCGGCGGAAAGGGUGAUUCCCCCUGGCGCGAAGUCCGGAACAGGAAGGACAGAAACAAAAAGGAUAGCGCUAAAACGCAAAAACCUAUCAGGAGGAGGAAGAAAGGUGAAGCGGUCAUCGUAAAAACCAGCGAAGACACGUACGCCGACGUCUUGCGGGCCAUGAGAACGGAUCCGCAACUCAAGGAGUUUGGUGAUGACGUCCAGAAGAUCAGACGAACCCAAGCAGGAGACAUGAUCUUCGAGUUGAAAAGAGACUCGAAAAACAGAAGCUCAGCGUAUAAAGAGCUUACAGAGAGAGUAAUGGGCGAAAAGGUGCACGUGAAAGCCAUGUGUCCCGAAGCGACGCUCCAAUGCAAGGAUUUGGACGAGAUCACCACCGAGGAGGAAGUGCGACUCGCCAUGAGGGAUCAAUGUAACUUGGAAGGCGUGGAAAUGACGGUACGCUUGAGAAGAGGACCGUUUGGAACGCAGGCAGCGUCGAUAAAGCUUCCAGUAGACGCAGCCAACAAAGCGAUGACAAUCGGCAAAAUCAAAGUCGGUUGUUCAGUUUGCCCACUGAGGUUCUCCCAGCGACCGGAAGGGUGCUACAGGUGUCUGGAAUACGGCCACCUGGCGCGGAACUGCAAAGGAAUCGACAGGAGUAAGCUGUGCAGGUGGUGCGGUCAGGAAGGUCACAAGGCGCAAGACUGCAACAACGAGCAAAGAUGUCUGUUUUGUGUCGACAAAAGUCGCAACAGACACGCGACGGGAGGCCCUAGAUGUCCGGCCUUUAAGCAGGCGAGAGGUACUAAACCGCAGUGGAGGUAACUCAACUAAACCUCAACCAUUGCGACACAGCACAACAGUUGCUGUGGCAAUCCGUAUCGGAGUCGAAGUGCGAUGUGGCUAUCCUUUCUGAGCCGUAUCGUAUACCAGCUGGAGACGAUAACUGGAUCGCAGAUAAGGCGAAGACAGCUGCUAUAUGGACGAUGGGGAAGUAUCCCAUCCAGGAAGUAGUGUACCAGGCAAACGAAGGCUUCGUGAUCGCCAAAAUUAACGGAGUUUUUGUUUGUAGCUGCUACGCACCUCCUCG